Messenger RNA from Zingiber officinale, 1735 nucleotides. RefSeq lists its product as uncharacterized. Gene Ontology annotation, molecular function: calcium ion binding. Gene Ontology annotation, cellular component: endoplasmic reticulum. The record is from RefSeq and is a predicted model, not a curated record. Gene Ontology annotation, biological process: endoplasmic reticulum calcium ion homeostasis. The transcript is spliced from 3 exons. The coding region runs from base 41 to 1459 and encodes 472 amino acids. NCBI's taxonomy places the organism in Eukaryota, Viridiplantae, Streptophyta, Magnoliopsida, Zingiberales, Zingiberaceae.
UCCCUCUCUCCGUUUUUUUUUUUUUUGCAAAGGCGAGUCGAUGGCGAUCCGGUGGCCGCGUGCGCUCAACGCCGUUGUUGCUCCCCGUGGCGACACCUUCCUCCUCCUAGUGGCCCUCCUCUCCAUCGUGUCCCUUCUCACCCACGAGCUCUCUCGCCGCUCAGUCCUCGCCGCCGACUUCGAGGGAUUUGACUCGGACGAAUUCGAGGAGGCGGAAGAUAUCACCUACCACGAUGACCUCCCUCUAUCCGGAUCCGUUACGCCUCCCUCCACCUCGCUCUCGCAAUCCGCCUCCCCGGAGACCCACCACGGUCCCCCACCCGCUCCCAAUCCCCCUCCGGCUUCCGAUCUCUGGGACGAAGAUGAGUUUGAGGGUAUACCAGUCUCCGCCCCGCCUCCUGAUCUGACCUCUUCACCUGAAGGGGACCUCCCGUCUCCCUCUGUUCCCUCGCCUUCUCCUCAGCCUCUAUCCAUCAGAUCGUACAUCACGGAGAUCAUCUGCGUCAGCUUCCUGAUUUGUUUCUUAAUCAAUUAUUUCACCGGGAAGCGGGAGAACGAGAUCAUCGCCCUUGCCUGGGCCACAAAGUUUGCCACCAAAGACUCCAUCUUUGAGAAGAACUUCAGCCUCUUGGGCACCGGAGACGGAAAGGACACUCCUCUCCUAUUGAAGGAGGGACAGGACGUGUUCAAGUUCUAUGCCAGCGGUCGGAGAUACUGCCAGAGUUUGCUAGCCACGAUGGAAAUGCGGAGCCGGCAUGAUCUGAUCUCGAGGACGCUUGAUUUGGUGCUGUCGAAGAAAGAUGUGAUCACUUUUGAGGUGGUUAUGAAUGAAGAAGCGAUGGAUCACGUCGUCCUGGCAGUAGCAAGGAGGAAGUUGGCAAAGAAUAUGCACAAGGAAGAGAGGGACCUGCAAAGGUUUGCAAAUCCGGGGAUGAACCCAACGUCUGGAAGGAAGUGGUUGGCAGAUGAGCUAAUGGUGGUCACGGAAUCAAAAGAAGUCGCUGGAGAUCUGAUAACUGAUGCCGUUCUAGAUCAGGUCCUUGGCGAGAAGGCAUUUGAGAAGUUUGGGAAAUGGUUCAUCUCUCUGCAUUUCUCUGAUCAACGUCCAGGCACUCACAAGAGGAUUCUCACAUUCAAGUUUGCACUUCCAGAUGCUAAUAGCAUGUCAGACAUGACACGAUUAGUUGCUCUCGUACCAUAUUACAUCGACUUAAUUGGGCGAUACAGACUAAGUUCUCAUGCCCGUUCCAAAACUGAAGCUGUUAGAGCAAAGGUUGCCCAAGAAGUACACAGAGAACUCCUGAACCUGAGACAAGAAGCUAUCCAGAGAAACAAAACAGAAAGGAAAGAAAUGGAAACCAAGCUCGGCGGUGAGGCACUUCGCAAGAAAGAAGAGAAAGAGCGUGCUCGGCAACUGAAGAAGGCGAUGCCAAAGGUCAAAAUGCUUCGAUCUCACUAGAACGUCGAGCGCCCUUCUCGCCGUUUGGGGGACGCUCAGCAAAACUGGCCUGCUACCAUUUCUGAAUCCAAACUGGAGUUAUGCAAAUUCAGUAGUGAAACAUUUCUAGUCUUACUCAUCAAAGAGGGCGCGCCGAUGCGUCUUCAAGAUAGUGUUUGACAUGUUCUACUUUUUGUAACUAAUACAUUUCUAUUUAGGCUAAAAUACCAUGGCAAUCCUUGUCCGGCUACAACUUGAAGCAAAUUUUAUCUUUUAAUGUAUUUUUAUGGUUUACAA